AUGACCAUCUCUCUUCAGCUUUUCUGGAAUGAAACAUCAUCCCCGUAUGCGCCGUUACGACGAAAAGACGAGCGCCGAUGCAGUGAGAAGCUGAUUAAUGCCUUCUUUCCCCCGCAAUGGAGGACGGUCAACCCCGCUUCGUGGUCACCGAUGGAUUUCUACAAUGCGGCACAUGUACCACCAAAAGAUGAUACCAGCUCCCUUUCCAUUCAUGUUCCUGGUCUAAACGCUACCCUUUUUCCCUACCAAAAGCGAACAUUGCAAUGGCUAUUGCGUCGAGAAGGAGUAAAGUGGACCACGCAAGACACGGCUAUCCAUCCAUUAUUGGAGGAGGAGCAGAAGCUGGACCUAGAUUUUUUCCGUGCCGUAAAUGAUGCCAACGACCGCAAGAUAUAUCUCAGUGAUGUAUUCCAAACCGUUACUCGAGACCCUACCCCCUACUACCAGGCCAGCCGACUUGUCAAAGGUGGUAUUCUGGCGGAAGAAAUGGGACUGGGAAAGACUCUGGAAAUGAUUAGUCUCAUCCUUUUGCAUAGGCGGCAACCAGAACAUCCUCCGGAUUUCCUACCAGGCCAGGAGAACCUUGUUCUUAGCGGCGCAACCUUUAUCGUGACUCCGAAACCCUUGCAGCCGCAGUGGAUAUCUGAAUUAUCUCGUCAUGCUCCAGGAUUACGUGUAAAACAUUAUACUGGAUGUCGAGGAGUUGAUAAAGAGGACGAAGCUCGACUUGUAGUUGAGCUAGCCGGGUAUGAUGUGGUGGUGACGACUUACAGUGUGUUGUCCGCGGAGCUUCACUUUGCAAUCAAUCCUCCCGAACGAUCCAGGAGGUAUGAAAGGGCAUAUCGCCGCGUUAUUUCACCCCUCGUCCAGAUAUUGUGGUGGAGAGUCUGUCUCGACGAAGCGCAGAUGAUUGAAAGCGGUGUCAGCCAGGCGGCGGCAUUAGCGAGAGUAAUACCUCGAGUGAAUGCUUGGGGCAUCACUGGAACACCAGUCAAAGAUGAUGUAAAGGAUCUGCUUGGUUUGCUAUCUUUCCUGAGAUACGAGCCCUACUGCUCUACGCCGCAGGUCUGGCAGGCACUCACUACGCAUCAUAAGUCAUUAUUCCAGCAACUCUUCCAGUCGAUAUCUAUUCGGCAUACAAAGGCGCUGAUACGGGAUGAGAUAUCUCUGCCACCACAAAGACGGUUCGUCAUAACGAUGCCCUUUACUGCAGUAGAAGAGCAGCAUUACCAGUCAAUGUAUAAAGAAAUGGCGGAAGCGUGCAAGCUCAAUACAGAAGGUGGCCCUUUGGCAGAGGACUGGGUUCCGGAAGAAUAUGAAGACGUUAUGAGACUAUGGCUCAACCGACUAAGACAAACUGCUCUUCAUCCGGAAGUAGGUGUCUACGGACGACGAGUACUCGGGGGCAAGGAACGUCCUAUGAGAACAGUAGAAGAAGUGCUGAGUGCUAUGUUGGAGCAAGGCGAAACUGCUAUCAGGAAUGAUGAGCGAGCGUAUCUUUUGAGCAGACUGCUUCUGGGCCAAUUGUUUGAGAACAGUCCUCGGGUCAGAGAGGCCCUUGAGAUUUGGGAAGAGGUGCAAGGCGAGUCUGCCAAACUGGUAACAGAUGCCCAGGCAGCACUUCGAGAAGCACUCCGCGAGAAGAGAGGAGUCGAGGAUGUGAGCGAUGUUUCGGAGAGGGUACAGGAUGUGUCAGAUUCAGACAUUGAAUCAGAUGAAGAGGCCGAGGAAGAAGUUGGAAGUAGAGGCAAACUGGGCGAGCUGCAAAACCGGCUAAGAAACAGCCUUGAGCUGCACCACAAGGCUGUCUUCUUUUGUGCCAACGCAUACUUUCAAAUCAGGGACAACCAAGAGAUGAGACCGCCUGACUCGGAAGAAUUCCAGCGUCUCAAGAAGCUUGAGGACGACGGCUACGAGAAUGCCAAGAUGAUUCGAAGGAAGAUUCUUGGGCAGGGUCAUCGCAAAGCCAUGCGAUUCGUGAAGAAAAUCGCCCUGAAAGCCAACGAUCAGACUUUUGUUGAGAUACCAGAGCUCAUUAUGAAGAGCGAGAAGGGCAUCGAAAGCGGCAACAUUGUCGAGAGUCUCGAGACCCUCUACGAUGAGCUCAACGAGCAAGCAAAUUUGAUUGACGAAUGGAGAGAGCAAGUUGUCCAGCUCCUUUUGCGCCCACUCAUUGACGAAGAGGAGAGCACCGAGACUACCGGAGAAGAGCUCGCAGAUUCUACCAAAGUUCAAGAGGAACUGAUGGUCUAUGUUCAAGUUCUCCGGGCCAUCAUCGCGGACCGUCAAUUCGUCAUCUCGGGUCAAACGAAUGGACUGGUAAGACACGAGAUUGAGACGUCGGUCCGAAUGGCGAAAGAAGGAGAGGGACCUGCUCCUUUGAAACUGAUCGAGUUGGUCCGUAGACGCGCUGAAGUUAAACCUCGAACGGCCAAAAUGUCCAUGCGCGGCGCCAUCAGUGAGCUACGCAGCUUGGUGUCGAAACUUACCAGAGACACAAACCAGAGCCACAGAGAGCUUUUGGAGUCUACCAUUGCAUCAAAGUUGAUGAAGACAACCCAAACGCUUCUUGGAGAACAGAAUAAAGCGGCAGUGGCUUUGGAAGCAGAAGUCAAAAGCUUCGAAAGAGCUAUGAAUGCUCGGUUGGAUUACUAUCGACAGCUGCAGGCCCUCUCAGAUGAUGUGCUCCCUCUUGAAGCCCCCAAGACUGAAGAGGCUAUUGAAAAGGCGAAGAAAAACAUUGAAGAUCUUCACAAAAAGCUGCUGUCUGGCGAGGCCAAGCAUCGAUACCUGAUGAGCUUGAAGGAAACUGGAUCUAAGUCGAACGAGCCUCGGAUGUGCGUCAUUUGCCAGAUGCCGUUCAUGACGGGCGUGUUGACCGUGUGUGGCCAUCAAUUCUGCAAGGAAUGCAUCAUGAUGUGGUUCAAAGCCCACCGCAACUGUCCCGUCUGUAAGAGAGCUCUUAAGGCGGACAAUCUUCAUGACAUAGUUAUCAAGCCUCGACAGCUGCAGGUACACAACGAGGACUCGAAUCUGCAGAAAGGAGACAACCAUGACGAUAGCCCACAGGAGCGUCGGGGUUCUUCAAAGCAGGCGAUGCUCUAUUCGGAGUUUGACGCUGGACAACUCGAGCAGAUGAAGAAUAUCGAGCUGGAUGGCCCCUCGUUUACGACAAAAGUCGAUACUUUAGUUCGACAUUUGAUGUGGCUGCGCGAGUCUGAUCCCGGCGCAAAGUCCAUUGUAUUCUCACAAUACAAAGACUUUCUGAACAUCUUACGCAACGCCUUUUCCCGCUUCCGCAUUGGAUACGCUUCCAUCGACGACCCCGACGGCAUCACAAGAUUCAAGGAAGACCCCGCUGUGGAAUGCUUUCUUCUCCACGCCAGAGCUCACUCGAGCGGUCUGAAUCUCGUCAACGCCAGCCAUGUCUUCUUAUGCGAGCCCCUUCUCAAUACUGCUCUCGAGUUACAAGCCAUUGCCCGCGUUGACAGAAUUGGACAGCGCCACGAGACGACGGUGUGGCUCUACAUUGUCUCCGGGACGGUGGAGGAGUCAAUUUACAAUCUCUCAGUUCGGCGCCGCAUGGAGCACAUGGGUAGAAACCUCAAGGGGAAGUCUAAAGAGUCGACUCCGGAGCUGCUGGACGCGAAUAUUGAAGAGGCCAAUACGCUCGAGUUGGAGCAAGCUGCCUUGUCGAAGCUCAUGAGCAAGGAUCGGUCUGCGGGUGAGAUGGUGGAUCGAAGUGAUUUGUGGGAAUGUCUGUUUGGACAUGUGAAUGCGCAGCGGAGUUGA
Messenger RNA from Trichoderma harzianum CBS 226.95, 3792 nucleotides. RefSeq lists its product as hypothetical. The coding region runs from base 1 to 3792 and encodes 1263 amino acids. Gene Ontology annotation, cellular component: nucleus. The record is from RefSeq and is a predicted model, not a curated record. Gene Ontology annotation, biological process: DNA damage response; protein polyubiquitination. The transcript has 3 exons. Gene Ontology annotation, molecular function: ATP binding; ubiquitin protein ligase activity; ATP-dependent chromatin remodeler activity. NCBI's taxonomy places the organism in Eukaryota, Fungi, Ascomycota, Sordariomycetes, Hypocreales, Hypocreaceae.